UACACUCUGGGUGCUUGCUCCUCCUGCUGUCCUCCGCGCACCCCUGCUCUGGCUCUUGGAGCUUCGCAGUCUCGCUGUGGCUCUGCAGCGAGAGCUGCGCGCUCGCUAAGUCCAGUACAGCUGCGGGAGCCAAGACAGCGUCUACCUCGGUGACACCAUGAAUGGCACGGGCAGCCACGGGGCCGAGGACACCAGCCAGGAAGGCAGCGGCGGCUGGCAACCCGAGGCUAUCCUCGUACCUCUGCUUUUCACGCUCAUCUUUCUCGUGGGCACCGUGGGCAACGCGCUGGUACUGGCGGUUCUGCUGCGCGGCGGCCAGGCGGUCAGCACCACAAACCUGUUCAUCCUCAACCUGGGCGUGGCCGACCUGUGCUUCAUCCUGUGCUGCGUGCCUUUCCAGGCCACCAUCUACACCCUGGACGACUGGGUGUUUGGCUCGCUGCUCUGCAAGGCUGUUCAUUUCCUCAUCUUCCUCACCAUGCACGCCAGCAGCUUCACGCUGGCCGCCGUCUCCCUGGACAGGUAUCUGGCCAUCCGCUACCCGCUGCACUCCCGCGAGCUGCGCACACCUCGAAACGCGCUGGCGGCCAUCGGGCUUAUCUGGGUGCUAGCACUGCUCUUCUCUGGACCUUACCUGAGCUAUUAUCGUCAGUCGCAGCUCGCCAACUUGACCGUGUGCCAUCCAGCAUGGAGCGCUCCUCGACGCCGCGCUAUGGACCUCUGCACCUUCGUCUUCAGCUACCUGUUGCCAGUGCUGGUUCUCAGCCUGACCUACGCGCGCACCCUGCGCUACCUCUGGCGCACUGUCAACCCAGUGGCUGCGGGCUCGGGUUCCCAGCGCGCCAAGCGCAAGGUGACACGGAUGAUUGUCAUCGUGGCCAUGCUCUUCUGCCUCUGUUGGAUGCCCCACCACGCGCUUAUCCUGUGCAUGUGGUUUGGUCGCUUCCCGCUCACGCGCGCCACUUACGCGCUGCGCAUCCUUUCACACCUAGUUUCUUAUGCCAACUCCUGUGUCAACCCCAUCGUUUAUGCGCUAGUCUCCAAGCAUUUCCGCAAAGGUUUCCGCAAGAUCUGCGCAGGCCUGCUAUACCGCACCCCGAGGCGAGCUUCAGGCCGAGUGUGCGUCCUGGCGCCCGGCAACCAUAGUGCCAGUGUGAUGGACCACGAGUCCACAGACCUGACACAUGUGAGCGAGGCAGCGGGAGCCCCUUGUGCCAGCACACGCACUCCCUAAGUGUACAGCCUCGAGGAGAGCCCGCGGUCCAGUAUGAUAAAGGAUCAAAGGG
Messenger RNA from Acomys russatus (golden spiny mouse), 1286 nucleotides. It is a transcript of the gene Galr2, whose product is annotated as galanin receptor 2. Gene Ontology annotation, molecular function: galanin receptor activity. The transcript is spliced from 2 exons. Bases 158 to 1234 code for a protein of 358 amino acids. Lineage: Eukaryota; Metazoa; Chordata; Mammalia; Rodentia; Muridae. Gene Ontology annotation, cellular component: membrane. Gene Ontology annotation, biological process: neuropeptide signaling pathway; positive regulation of cytosolic calcium ion concentration; adenylate cyclase-modulating G protein-coupled receptor signaling pathway. The record is from RefSeq and is a predicted model, not a curated record.